Entrophospora candida is the source of this 2508-nucleotide messenger RNA. Lineage: Eukaryota; Fungi; Glomeromycota; Glomeromycetes; Entrophosporales; Entrophosporaceae. The record is from the annotation of a GenBank genome assembly.
AUGAUUUAUUCACUUGAUAGCAAAACAAUUAGAACAAUUUCUAGCGGACAAGUUAUCACAAAAGUUGAAGAUGUUGUAAAAGAACUAAUAGAGAAUUCAAUUGAUGCACAAGCUACCUCUAUAGAGGUUAAAAUAGUUGAAGAUGGAUUAAAUUUAAUUACUGUCAAAGAUGAUGGAAUUGGAAUUCCUCAAGAUGAUAGAAAAUCAAUGGCUUUAAGAUAUCAUACUUCAAAAUUAGAAAAUUAUGACGCGUUGAGUAAAGUUGAGACAUAUGGAUUCAGAGGUGAAACAUUAAAUUCAAUAUGUGCGAUAUCUGAAUCUGUUGAAAUAAUCACCAAAACUGGCAAAGAUCCUGUAGCUAUUCUUUAUACAUUAGAUAAAACAGGAAAUAUUAUAAGUUCAAAGUCAUCUGGAUUAUCUCCAGGAACUACAAUUAAUGUAAAUAAAUUAUUUGCCAAUAUACCAGUUCGUAGACAGAAUAAUUCAACAGUAAUUGGAAAACAUAUCCAAAAUAUAUUAACAACAUAUGCUUUGGUACAUCCUAGCAUACGAUUUUGUUUAAAACAAAGUUAUGAAAAUGUAGCAAAAUCCAAAUUCAAAGAUGGGAAUUGGAUCAAACCAUCGUUAGAAACAGCGAUGGCAUCAAUAGGACAAAUUUAUGGUCAUGAAUUAAUGAAUCAGCUUCAAUAUGUUUUGUGGGAUUCUCAAAAAGAUAAACACUACAAUAAAUCAAAUUUAACAAAACAAGAUGAAAAUUACAAUAAUAACAAUGAUAAUGAUAAAAGUGAUAAUAGUGAUAAUGAAGAAGACAGGUUACCAAUUGUGAUUGAAGCAAUAUUACCAAAAAUUGAUGCGAAGCCAUCGAUGGUUAUGAAAGCUGGAAGAACGUUUAUCUAUGUUAACAAUCGUCCUAUUACUACUGCUAAAGGAGAAAUCAAAAAUGUUUUUCACAUUGUAAAAAAAAUGUAUAAUGAAAUUUUAACUAUACAUGGCCAUAAUAAUAAUGUAAAUAACAAAAAAUCACCUUUUAUGUGGAUAAACGUUAAGAUGCCUACUUGGAUUUAUGAUGUUAAUGUUGAACCAAGCAAAAAUCUUCUACUUUUUCAUCAUAAUGGAUGUGUUGAGCGAGCAAUUGAAAAUGUGAUGAUAAAAUUAUAUGGUAUCAAUAGUGCAAAAAUUAUCGAACAACAACUACAACAAAUUAUGGAAGUUGACGUUGAUGAUUUAUUAUCAACAUCAUCAUCUAAUAUUUCAAUUGACGAAUCAUUUACUGAUAUGAAUUCAACUUCGACUAGUAAUGAAAACUCAGGUCCUGAUAAUAAUCACGACAAUAUUGAAUCUAUUCAGACAACUGAAAUUGGAAAACGUAAAAUCUCAUCAUCAGAAACCAUUCCUGACGAUGAUAAUGAAGAAACAUCUUCGACUAUUGAUCCUGGUACUGAUGAUAGAUGUGAUUUAAAUGGAUUUUUGGAAGUUUCUGCUAUAAUGAAUAAGAUUAACAAUGAUAGUAAUGAUGAUAACAAUCUGUAUAAAUCUAGUAUAGCAAAUACAACAAAUGUAGAAAAUAAUGAUGAUAAUGAUAUUAGAAAAGCCAAUGAAAAUAUCAACACGUUUAGUCGUGAAUUGAAAAUUAAAUUUGAUAAAAAAUCAAUUUGUCAUCCCAAUCAUGAUGAUAACUAUGAUGAUAGUUAUGAUAAUUGCGGUAGUGGAUUAAGUUUAUCAUCGUUAAAUAAGAUGGAGGAUGGAUUAUGGACUAUCACAAGGAAACUAAAUGACAAAGUUAUAGAUUUAUUGAUAGUUCACGGAGAAAGAAUACGUCAAUUAGUUACCUUGCAAACGUUAGUGAAUUCAACUGAAUUGAAUCCAACCAAAAAAUUAUUGAAUCCAAUUGACAUAAAAGAACCCGAACUUUUGGAAUCAGAUAAGAUUAUAUCAUGUUUAAAGUAUCUUAAACAUCAACAAAUUCCAGAUGAGAGUGGAGUAGGAGUUUGGUGGAAUCUAGUUACACAGAAAUGUGUUACUGCAAAUGGAAUUAAGUUUAGAUGGAGAGAAGAUCAUGAAAAUAAUAUGCAUAUACAAAUUACACACAUAUCACCAUUGAUUCAAUUUGCUACAGCAGUAGAAUAUUUUACGCAUCUUAUGGAACAUCUUUCCACAUUAAACAUUGAUAUUGAUACAACAAAUACUGCAACAAAUACGAUGGCAUUAUCAAACACAAGAUCUCAACAGACUAUACAGAUACUUGUACGAGAAGCUAAACAAUUAAUCAAACAAGAAGAUUUAGUUAUUAGUAAAAGAGAUGAGGAAAUGACACAAAGAGUAAAAGAUGCCACAUUAUUAUUAAUGAAAAAAAUUGGAAAUUUUCAUCACAUUUACGACGACGACGAAGGUGGUGAUCAUUACAUUGAUGAAGGAUCAUUGGCGAUAGUAGAAAGAAGAAACGAUGAUAGCGAGAUAAUGUAUAAUGGAAAUGUUGUUGUAAAAGUGUUAUGGAAAGUAGUAGAUUAA